Molecule: messenger RNA, 874 nt
Organism: Spodoptera litura
Lineage: Eukaryota; Metazoa; Arthropoda; Insecta; Lepidoptera; Noctuidae
Source: RefSeq, a predicted model, not a curated record
AGUGUAGGUACGGACUUGUAAAAGUGACUGUGGUGAGGUUUUGUCACAGGACUUAGUUACCGGAACCUAGGCUAAGAAAAUCACAGUGAUUUUUGCGAACUGUACCUCUAUAGUUUUUUCACGUAAAUCGUUUUGGACGAUUGUUAUCGCAACGUACAUAGUUCUAAGCAGUUUAAAGUUCGUGUUUUGUCAACGUGGUGACUGUUUAACUUAGUGAUUUUAGACUUUUCUUGCGACUGUGUGGACUUAAUUAUCACAGUUCGUCUGUCGUUGUAAACAAUCUAGUGCUUAAGUGGAACCUUACUAAGUUUUGAGACGUUGUGCUGAAUAAAUAGUGAACUUUUUACAAUGGUGCUAACAAGAUCGCGUAAUGCGAGCCAUUCUACCGCUGGCGCCUCCGUUAAGGCGGAAGCGCUGCUCCAAGCGCCCGCGCCGGACAUGUCAUGUCCGCGCGGCGAUGACACUUCGGCUGCAGAAGUGGUUGUGGUGUACCCACAGCCGGCUGCUGGCGCCGCCGCAGCUCCGGUCGCCAUAACAACCGAGCAGCUACUGCUGCUUAUUGACAGGCUAAGUCAUCGUGAGUCUGUAAGUACGCCAACACAAUUUUAUUCUGGCAACUUUGCCAAGUGCACCGCUCGCUUCGAUGGCGAGAGAUCCAGCGACGUCUUGGCGUUUAUAGACGCCAUAGAAACUUACAAGGAAUGUGUUCGAGUGGAUGACUGCAGCAAUGCACUUCGUGGUUUAUCAAUGCUCUUGACGGGAAUUGCAGCCACCUGGUGGCAGGGUGUAAAACUGUAAAAGACAGCACCGUCACAUGGUCAGCGGCUAUCGACGCUUUAAAACAAACAUUCGGACCAAGGCUGCCGCCGUCAAA